Lepus europaeus (European hare) is the source of this 5331-nucleotide messenger RNA. It is a transcript of the gene DIXDC1, whose product is annotated as DIX domain containing 1. The record is from RefSeq and is a predicted model, not a curated record. The coding region runs from base 143 to 2191 and encodes 682 amino acids. Gene Ontology annotation, molecular function: protein binding. NCBI's taxonomy places the organism in Eukaryota, Metazoa, Chordata, Mammalia, Lagomorpha, Leporidae. Gene Ontology annotation, biological process: canonical Wnt signaling pathway. The transcript has 20 exons. Gene Ontology annotation, cellular component: cytosol.
UUGGCUCUGGUCUAGGUUUCCAGUAAGUGGCAUGCGGGACUCCGGAGAGAUCCCCAAGAGCUGAGCUGGGAGCCUUUGUGUGCAGAGGGAGGAGGCGGCGGCCGCGACUGCCUGGCUGGAGACCUGGCCCGGGGCAGCAACAAUGCUAGCCUGCCUGGCCCGGGGGAACUUACUGGACGUCCUGCAGGAGGGCUUCAAUGAGCAACAGCUGCAGGCGUAUGUGGCCUGGGUGAAUGCACAGCUGAGGAAGAGGCCCGCGGUGAAGCCUGUGCAGGACCUGCGGCAGGAUCUCCGGGAUGGGGUGAUCCUGGCAUACCUCAUCGAGAUUGUUGCAGGAGAAAAGCUGAGUGGUGUACAAUUGAGUCCUAGUAACCAACAAGAGAUGAAAAGUAAUGUGGAGAAAGUGCUACAGUUUGUGGCCUCCAAAAAGAUUCGUAUGCACCAGACUUCCGCUAAAGAUAUCGUGGACGGAAACCUGAAGUCCAUCAUGAGGCUGGUCCUCGCUCUGGCAGCUCAUUUCAAACCUGGCGCUAGCAGGACAGUGAGCCAAGGGAGGGAUUCCAGAGCCCCUCUGCAGAGUCACCAACCACACUGUGCUACUGCCGUGGCCCAGGGAGCAGCUGCUGCUCUGGCCGAUGUGUGUCAUGACAUGUCCCGGUCGGGACGGGACGUCUUUCGAUACAGACAGAGGAACAGCAGCAUGGAUGAGGAGAUUGAGAACCCAUACUGGAGCGUGCGGGCGCUGGUACAGCAGUAUGAAGGGCAGCAGAGGUCCCCGUCUGAGUCCAGCUGCUCCAGCCUGACUUCACCCAGUCCUAUCCACAGUGCAAAGAGUGAAUCCGUUAUAACUCAGUCGGAAAAGGCAGAUUUUGUGAUUAUUCCCCCUGAAGGAAUAGAGAACAGAACAGAAGAAAGAGAUUCUCCAUUAUCCCGAGACUGGAGGCCAGGGAGUCCUGGAACCUAUCUGGAGACCUCAUGGGAAGAACAGCUGUUGGAACAACAAGAACAUUUAGAAAAGGAAAUGGAAGAAGCAAAGAAAAUGAUAUCAGGACUACAGGCCUUACUACUCAAUGGAUCCUUACCUGAAGAUGAACAGGAGAGGCCCUUGGCCCUCUGUGAACCAGGAGUCAACCCCGAGGAACAGCUGAUCAUAAUCCAAAGUCGACUGGAUCAGAGUAUGGAGGAAAAUCAGGACCUAAAGAAGGAGCUGCUGAAGUGCAAACAGGAAGCCAGAAACUUGCAGGGGAUCAAGGAUGCCUUGCAGCAGAGAUUGGCUCAGCAGGAUACGUCUGUUCUGCAGCUCAAACAAGAGCUACUGAGGGCAAACAUGGACAAAGAUGAGCUGCACAACCAGAAUGUGGAUCUGCAGAGGAAGCUAGAUGAGAGGAAUCGGCUCUUGGGAGAAUAUAAGAAAGAGCUAGGGCAGAAGGAUCGCCUCUUGCAGCAGCACCAGGCCAAGUUGGAAGAAGCACUCCGGAAACUCUCUGAUGCCAAUUACCAGCAGGUGGAUCUAGAACGGGAGCUAGAACACAAAGAUGUCCUUUUGGCUCAUUGUAUGAAGAGAGAGGCAGAUGAGGUGACCAACUACACUAGUCACAACUCUCAAAGCAAUGGUUUUCUCUUUCCGACGGCAGGAAAAGGAGCUGCUUCGAUCACCCACAGAGGGAGCACUGACCUGCAGCUUGUUCGCGAUGCUCUCCGCAGCCUGCGCAAUAGCUUCAGUGGCCACGAUCCUCAGCACCACACCAUUGACAGCUUGGAGCAGGGCAUCUCGAGCCUCAUGGAGCGCUUGCACGUCAUGGAGACACAGAAGAAGCAAGAAAGAAAGGUUCGAGGCAAGUCCCUCAGAACUCAAGUAGAUAGUGAAUACCAGGAGUCCUGGCCCCCUCAUUCAAAGUUGCCUCAUUCACAGAGCUCUCCAGCUGUCAGCAGCACCUGCACUAAAGUGCUCUAUUUCACUGACCGGUCACUUACACCCUUCAUGGUCAAUAUACCAAAGAGGUUGGGGGAAGUGACACUGAAGGAUUUUAAAGCAGCUAUUGAUCGGGAGGGGAAUCACCGGUAUCACUUCAAAGCAUUGGAUCCUGAGUUUGGCACUGUCAAAGAGGAGGUCUUCCAUGAUGAUGAUGCCAUCCCUGGAUGGGAAGGGAAAAUUGUAGCCUGGGUGGAAGAGGACCAUGGAGAGAAUUAACACAGAGUAUUUGAUUGGAACCUGGUUACUCCCUGGCUGCUUCACUCAGGAAGGGGACUGAAACCAGAACACACUGAGAAGUUUCUAGUCUGUGGGGCCAAAACAGAAGCUUCUCCAAGUGUGAUGGCCACAGGCCAGUCCUGUUUCUGUGCCUGGUUUAUCUGGUACUUAAAAUCCUUGUCCAAAUGUUACACCGUGGGUUCAUCUGGAGUUCCUUGUCCGUGGGAACACAGUGUUUUGUUCUACUCUGAGGACAACAAACCGAAGGCCUUAACCAAUGGGAUGGAUGAUCCCGCUCCUAUAGGGGCAUGGCUGCUAUUAUCUGGAACCUGAGAAUUGGAUACAUCACUCCUGUGUGUUACAGUAUUAUUUUAUUUGGCCUCAGUAGUUGCAGCAAUCAGAGUCCCAGCAUUUGUACUUACAGACAAGGCAAAGGUACCAGCGUUUCUGCUACUUUGCAGCUAUUGCAAACCAAGAAUAAAUCAAGAAGUGGUACCAAAGAUGAAAGCCCACUCUUCGGUAAUAUUUUGGACCGUGUAUGGAUGGUGCUGAAUUGUUUAUUGAUGGAUAAAGGGCUGCCCAUCUUGUGCUACACUAUGCUACAACCAUAAUUAAAUAAGACCUUGGGCUGCCUCUUCUGGUCUUAACUGAUUCUGCAGCUUGUUUUUGGCCCACACAGGGCAUAUUUCAUGUACUGCUAGUUAUCUCUAGGGACUCUUUAACUUUAGAGCCAUUUAUUUUUAUUCAAACUGAUAAACUUUGUUGUUUGAAAGGAAUAAGGAGUGAAUGGCUCCUUAACAUCCAGGCGGGUAUGGAAAGGUGCUGCUACCCAUAUCGUCUUGACUUUGUCUCAUGACUUUUCUUUAGUUCAUGGCAUCUCCUUUACAGCUAAAAGGAGAGAGACCAUUAAUUUCAGUAUUUCUUUGUAAUUUAUGAAAACUGAGCAUGAAUUACUGGUCUGUUUCUCCUCUUUCAAGGCUGGAUUUAUUUUCCAUUAUGUAUUUAGGCUGAUUUUUUUUAGGGCACAAUAGAAAUUGUGGGGCAUGGAGCAUGAGUUGUGAAUGGCAGGGUUGAUUCUAGGUAACAAAGCCUAGAAUAAUUUCUCAUGUGCAACACUGUCAAGUGUAAAAGCUAUGUGUUCAACUUUCAGAGAUCACAAAUAACCUGGGUUUUCUCAUUCAUUCACCAAGCACCAUCAACUAAUCAGCCAUUAUUAUUUAUAUAUAUUACCCAUAGCAGUCUAUUUGUGAUUACCAAUGUACACUGCCAAACAGAAAGAGUAGGACAGAUAAGUUCUGGAUUCUUGACCUGUCUCCAGUUCAUCGCCCCUCUUUAGCCAUUUCAACAGACUACUCUUUGGAGCUCUGAGAUGAUAUCUUGUUGUCUUUUAAAAUGUGUCUUUUAAAAAUAAUUCAUGUUUGGAGAAUUCUUUUGUACUCAUUUGUUUUUUGUCUGAGAACCAUGUCUAUUUUUAUAACCCAAGUGUGAGUUGUUUAUAUUCUCACAUUCAAUUGUAUACUGUAUCCAUUUUCUAGAGAACCCAGUAGCUUUUAUACAGUCUCUUCUUACCACCCCUUGUGGCUUCAGAACAAGAUUUAUUUUGUUACAACUAUAUUAAUGACAAUUCCUGUUCCAAUUCUACCUGCCAUUUUAGUUGUGGAAGGAGUUUGAUGUAAUUCAGUUGAUUGCUCCUCAGCAGACAGAAGGAGCUCAAAAGACACCUGCUGUCUUUCAUAUGUUUACUGGUCUUCUACUAAGAAUGAUUUUUUUUUUUUUUGUUAGAAAUGCCUGGGAGAGUUUGGGAAAUUCAGCCAAAAACAAGAAUAAUUUGUUCUGAAGGCAAAUGAGAAAAUAUUACAUUUUUUUUUCCCCAGGAGAUCUGGAGAAAAAGUCCUCACAUCACCAAUUUCUUUGUUGCAUGAAUUUUAGUGUUUGCUAUAUAUAGCAUGAGGGUUAGCAGGCCAAAAUUCAUUAUUGUAUUUCCAGUAGUUUAUCUUGAAUGUCUAUCAGUUUUUACUUGUCACUUUUCUUUCAGCAAAGUCUUAACCAUUAUGUGUAAUUUAACUUUUGAGAGAAAAUUAAAUCAGAAAAAUAUAUUUCAAAGUCCUCUACCAUACCUGUCUUCCAUCUAUCUUUUGGAAAAGGAGCUGUAAUGAUGUUGUGCCACCUUAAAAAGCUGAAAUUGAGUUCAGGGGAGAAUAUGAGAUGUUUUUUCCCUUUAGCUCAUUAGUCUCAUGUGCCAGAGGUAAUAACUAAACACCCCUGCAAAAUGAGGUCACUCCAGUAACUCUUGUACAAAAUGUGUUAGUGAUCCUUAUUCCAGGCCCUCAAAUGAGGAACCUUCUGAGCAGAACAAUCUGUUGAUUCAUUCUGUUCUGAAAGGUUUCCUGUUCAAUUGCACUUCUGAUUCAUUCACAGUUGUCAUCUCCUAGUGACAUGGGAGUGGGAUGGUCCAUCCUGCUAUUGCUGGUGUUCUCUUUCCUUGAGAAAACCUAGGAACUAGCAUGUUUAGAGUUCAUAAAAUAAUCUCUGAACCAUAUUGGAGCUGUUUUAAAAAAUGACUUAAAAGCUAGAGUUCAGUUCCUUAAAAAGUCUUCAACACUGAAGACUGUUCUCUUAAUGCUCAGUUCUCUAAAUUCAUUGGAAUUGGAACACUGCGUUUUGUGUCUGAAGAACUUGAGUUGACACACUCAGUGAUGGCCAAAAUGAUUUACUAGCUCUGCAGCUUUUUCUGACCAGGUCAGUUAUAAAUUAGGAAAAUAUCUUUAUGUUCUACAUCCAAUCCAAGAGGACUCUAUUUAAAAGCAUUUAGGUCAUAAUUAAAAUUAUUUUCAUUUUGUUUCCAUAAAGUAAGCAUUAUGAUUGCAUACUGUAUUGUCUGAUUUAUGUAAGAGAUAUAGCUUGCUUAAAAUCCAUAUAUAUGUAAAGUUAUAUUUUCUUAGAAACAUAGAUGUUUGCAGCCAUUGUUUUCAAAGAGAUUAUUGCUGUGUAUUGUUUUACAAUGUUCUCAUGAAGAAUAUGUUAUACCAGAGGCUUCUGAUUAUCAAAAUGAUUGAUAACCAGUUUUAACUGCCCAUGUGUACCAAUUUAUGAACUAAUGAAAAAAUACAAAUGGAAUAAAAUGGAGUUUGCAAACUAAA